AUGUCUCUGCCCACUGCACCUCUCGGUCGCGAUGGCCCUCAAGUCAACCGCCUGGGUUUCGGCCUCAUGGGCUUGUCCUCAUUCUAUGGCAAGCCGAAGCCUGACUCUGAACGUCUGGCAAUGCUUGACUUGGCCCAUAAGCUAGGCGAACGCUUCUGGGACUCUUCUGAUGUUUACGGCGACAACGAAGACUUGAUCGGACAGUGGUUCAAGGCCAACCCAGACAAGCGCAAGGACAUCUUUCUUGCUACCAAGUUUGCUUUCAAGGACUCGAUGGGUACAAUCGACACUUCUCCAGAACACGUUAAAGUAGCCAUCGAGAAGUCUCUUCAGCGUCUCGGAAUCGAGCAGGUGGACCUUUACUACUGUCACCGCGUCGACCAGAAGACGCCAAUUGAGCUCACCGUGCAAGCCAUGGCCGACCUUGUCAAUCUCAAGAAAGUAAAGUAUCUCGGUCUGUCAGAAGUCAGCUCUGAGACUCUACGAAGAGCGCACAAGGUCCACCCCAUCUCCGCCGUACAGGUCGAAUACUCACCCUUCGCGCUGGAGAUCGAGAGCAAGCAAGUCGAUCUACUCAAGACAUGCCGCGAGCUUGGCGUGGCAGUUGUGGCGUACUCACCACUAAGUCGCGGUAUGCUGACUGGCGCCAUCAAGAGCCCAGAUGACUUUGAGGAAGGCGACUUCCGUAGCUAUGCGCCCCGAUUCAGUGCCGAGAACUUCCCCAAAAACCUGAAGCUCGUGGACCGCAUCACCGAGAUUGCGAAGGCGAAGGGCGUUACGCCUGGUCAGUUGACACUGGCGUGGUUGAUGGCACAGGGUGACGACAUCUUCCCAAUCCCGGGUACUACCAAGCCUGAGCGCCUGGAGGAGAACGUCGGGAGUGUGAAGGUUGAGCUAAGCAAGGAGGAGGAACAGAAGAUUCGCAAGGCGUGCGAAGAGGCAGAGGUUAGCGGUGGACGUUAUCCCGAGAGCUUCAUGAAGAUGUGCUAUGCCGACACGCCGUCGCUGGAUGAGUACCGCGAUAGUGGUGCGGACAAGACGGGGGCUGAAGGAAAGCCGACCCAUACAGCAGAUAUCAUCGGCGGAUCAUAG
Alternaria incomplexa is the source of this 1092-nucleotide messenger RNA. RefSeq lists its product as uncharacterized. The record is from RefSeq and is a predicted model, not a curated record. The transcript is spliced from 3 exons. NCBI's taxonomy places the organism in Eukaryota, Fungi, Ascomycota, Dothideomycetes, Pleosporales, Pleosporaceae. Bases 1 to 1092 code for a protein of 363 amino acids. Gene Ontology annotation, cellular component: cytoplasm.